AUGGGGACACUUAAUAAAUGGGUAACCGAACUACAUUUGCCCUUCUAUCAGAUUAGCUCCUCCAAGAAAUCCCUUGGCCAUAUCAGGAGCGUCCCUGAUGCCGACAAAAGGGACACCAUUCCUGAACCAAAAAUAAUACAGCUUCCGUAUUCAGAUACAAAGGGAACCACGGGGAGAAAAGCUGUCGCCAAGACUCUGAGCCGAGCUGUUAUCAGCUUUAGAUUUGACGGAGAUCUCCUUGACCGUUACUGGACAUGCCACUUGAUUGAAUACACACCGCAACAGAUGGAUGGCCCAAACGAAAUGUCUUUUGAUAUUCCUACACAGACCAUUAGUGGAGCUCUGAAGUCUAAUCCUUGGAGACAGCGCAGAGUCCUAGAACUUCUUUUGUUUGACAGGAGUUUACGGGAGAUAUUGAGGUGCACGGAGGAAAUCCUCAAUGAAGCAAAGAGCACCUUGAGAGCUGCUAAAGACACUGGAAACGAUGGCUGCAGCUAUGAAGAUGAAGAAUGCAAGAUAGAGCUCUCAUAUACUCACGAUCGAAAGGUGAAAGCGAGUAGGGACGUUUUCCGUUCUAACGACUCGCUAUAUAAAAUGCAGGAAGUGCUCCAAGAGGUGGAGGACAGCUUGAGCGAGAACUUGGCAAAGAUGCAGCUGUGA
This is a messenger RNA of Trichoderma breve, 660 nucleotides long. RefSeq lists its product as uncharacterized. The transcript has a single exon. Lineage: Eukaryota; Fungi; Ascomycota; Sordariomycetes; Hypocreales; Hypocreaceae. The coding region runs from base 1 to 660 and encodes 219 amino acids. The record is from RefSeq and is a predicted model, not a curated record.